AUGUUUUCACCUACUGUUCAAACACUAGGACUUCUUAACCUUGAUCCUCAUACAAAUAUAGUUUCUGUUCUUACAAAAGAAAUUCAAAUAUCAAUUAUUCAUCAAGUCUCAGGGUCUAUUGUAAAUAAUUUAAAUCAAUUUCAAGCAAGUUUGAACACUGAAGAGCAUUGUAAGUGGAUGAUGGAAAUAAUUGGUGCUGGUUUGAGACUUCCAGUUGAAUGUUUUGAAACAAUUGGUCAGUGUGUUAAAAUAUAUGAAUCAUGGUUUAUUCUACAACAAUAUACCCCUCAACCUAUCGUUCAAAAAUUUAAAGAAUUUAAACGUGUUGUAUGUGAACAACUAACUUUGGUUUUAUGUAAAAGAGAAACUACACCACAAAAUUUUAAUGUAUUUCCAAAAUAUUGUGAGUUAUGUAAAAAAGUUAUUAGUAUGUUAAGGGUACUUAGUAAGUCAUUAGAAAAACAGGGUGAUGAAGUUACUCGAAUGUUUAGAUUAGUUAUUGGGUGUGUACAAGAUGUUUGCGGGUAUAAGUGGUCUAAUGAAGAAUUAGUAUUUAUUUCACCAGUAGCUGGUGUAUUAAUUCGAUUUUUUUAUGAGAUGUGGGUUGAACAUUCUAAUGAAGAUUCUAGUUUAGUAAAGUUAAUUUCUAAAUUACAUCCACAAUGGAUUACAAUUAAUACAAUUGCUUUAGAAUGGGUUAAAAUUGCACAGUACAUUCAAAGUAAAUAUCUUGAUACAUUAUAUAUAACAAAAUUAGAUAAUGGAGUAUUGUCAUUAAAAAAUGAAGAAUAUGAUUUUACACUAACUACUUCAUCAACUUCAUUACUUAAAAUGUGGCUUCAUUUUAUUCAUUUUUGUGGAAAUGUUGCAAACAUAACUAACCCAGAUGUUCUUGAGUUAGUUGAAGAAGGAUUUUAUAAUUUAAUUGUUCAGAUGAUCUCAUAUACAAAUAAUAAAAAUAUUCAACAACCUCCUGAUGGAAACAUUAUAUUAUCUAUAUACUUUGAUACUAUCAGUUUUCCUGUAAUAUAUCUAUCACACCAUAUUUAUUUUGGGGCAAUCUUAUUCUCUCUAAAAACAUUAUUUCUUAUAAUUAAUACUUUUGCCUUUAAUAAUACUAUUGACCAAUCUUAUUUAAUUAAAAUUUAUCAUGUCAUCUCUUUUGGAAUUGAUACACAAAAUAGUAUUGUAUUAUCUUUUAUUUUAAAACAACUUCCUAGUUUAUUUAAAAAAAGAUUACCUGGUAUUGAAGUAUUAUAUCCAAACUUGAUGAUAACAAUGGAACGAUAUUGUGCUUCAGCCUCAACUUCAAAAGACCAAUUAUUAGAUAUAUUAUCAUUAUUACAAUUGAUCCAACUUUCUUUCUCACAACAAUGGGAAACUAUUAUGAUUCCUACAAUUCCAAGACGUUCAUCCAUUCAAUUUUCAUACCACAAUCUCAUAGAAAAAACAAGGUCCGUAUUAUUUAGUAUCUUAAAAACUUCAAAGGAUCCAGAUGUAUUAGAUUCAUUAUUAUUAAGUUUUAAUAGGUUCUUCCUUGAUUAUGUCACUCGUGAAUUUGAAAUAAUAACAAUUGAUGACAACUCACCAGAUUUUGUUUUACAAGAAUUUAUUAAAGAAAUGAGUCAAAAUGGAUUGUAUUGGUUUGAGUGUUUAUUCAAUGCAAAGAAAUAUCAUAACAUUAUUGAAUUAUUAAGAACUCUUAAUCAAAUUAUUCCAUGUCUUUCAUCUCCUCAAGGACCAUUCCAAGAAAUUUUCCAAGUUUUAUCUAAUUUUGUUGAAUUAAAUUAUAAAACCUGUGAAAAUAUUCAUCCAGUAUUAUCAGUAUAUGCACUCUUUUUCUCAAAGUGUUAUCCAAAUUUACCAUCAAAUGUUUUGAUAGCAUCAUUAAGAUUAUGUAGUAAGAUAUGUUCAUUUUUUAAUUCUUUAAUAACAAAUGAUCCUAUGUUAGCAGUAACUUAUAAAUUUGAUUCAGAAUUAAUGAGCUCUCUGUUUAAUAACUUAAUGCCAGACUCUUUUAAAGAUAAUAUUAUUAAUGAAGUUCUUAUUUAUAACUUAUUUAAACAAUACAAUAUAACUAAUAUAUUUGAUCAUUUCCAAAUAUUCUUUGAUUCUCAUUCAGUUAUUUCUUAUAUUGAUCUUCCAUGGACAAUGAAUAAUGAAUUUUGUGACAUUCUUGUUAUUUCUAGAACUGCAUAUUUUAAACAAACAUACAUCAUUAGAUAUCUUAUGGAUAAUGAACAAUGGACUUUAAUCAAAAACAAUAUUAAUUAUCAAGAAGUCACUAUUGGAUAUCCUUGUUUUAAUGAAAAAGAGACAUGGACACAUCAAUCAGUUCUUUUCAAUCUCGAUCAUUAUUUAAAUCCUAAACCAGCAUCACAAAAACGUGCUUCACUACAUCUACCGAAUUUGAAACAUAUUGUUCAAGAGUCUUCGAACUUUAACUGUUCUCCCAUUAGGUUAUUCUGUAUGAGCAUUCACUUAAUGGAAAUUUCUCAUAUGAAUUUAAUCCCAUUAAAUACAAAUGAGAAAUUAUUAAAUGAAUUGGUAGAAUUAGACUCUGUUGCAACAAAAAUUACUGGAAAUGUUGAAUUAAAAAUUAAACAAAACAAUCAACUUUUUGUUGAAUUUGUAAGUAAUCUUGGAACCUUAGUUGAUGGCGAAACGUUUGUUGGUUAUAAAGGGAAGUAUGAUAAAGAGUCUAUGUUUGUGUGUAACUCAAAUUCAGAAAUGGAUGUAAUUUAUAAUAUUCCAUCAAUAUACGCUACUCCUAAUGAAGCCAAAGGUAAAGAAGAGAUUGUAAUUGAAUGGAAAGAAAGAAAUGAAAUACAAGAAUAUUCAACAUUAAAACAUGAUGAUAAAUUAUAUAUUAUCAUUGAACAUGAUAAUUCAGAUAUUUUUAGAGUUUUAUCAAAUAAAUGUGUUGGACCAAUGUUAAAUGUUCAAUACAUUAGUUUAGGUUCUUUAGGACUAUUUAUCAAAUUAACUUGUGAAGCAUAUUUAAGGCAAAACAAUGGUAAUAUAUCUCAAAUUAGUCGAAGAGCUGCAUUAGAAGUUAUUAAGUCCUAUUCUGAUGAUUUAAAUCCACACGCAGAAAUUCAUAUGUUAUUCAAUGAAUCUUUCAGAAAAUCUUUUAAUACGUCAGAACUUAAUUUUACUCUUGACGACUUUGAUCUUCCACUACUUUCUCCUACUACACCAACAAAACCUAGGGCUUUAGAUAUUAGACAAAAAGCACAAGACAGCUCUGAAGAUUUGACAACUUCACCAACAAAGACAAACCAAGUAAAAUCAAAUUCAUUAUUUAAUAAGGCUACUACUUCUCAGAAACCUCAACAAGAUAAUUCAUGUAUGUCAAAAUCAUCAUUUGCUUUCAAAAAGAUUGUUCAGCAACAAGAAAAACAACAACAACAGAUUCGUCAAUUAGAAUUGUUACAAAACCGUUCUUCUUCUUCUGAAGAUGUUUCUCCUUCUGUAAUUAAGUCAGAGCCACAGCCUAUUCCAAAAACAACUCCAACAUCUCCUCAAAAUAAUUUACCAUCUCCUCAAUCAAAUACAACCUUUGUUUCUCCUUCCCAAACACCUAAACAGCACGUAAAUAUGUUCCAGUCAGCUCCAGUUGUAUCUUCAUUCCAAAAAAGACCUCCUCAGCGAGGUGGUUUCUUUACACAACGUGAAACAAAUAAACAAGCAAAAGCCUCAAUUAAAAGUGCAUCAAAUUAUCCUCAAGUUUCUGUUCCAUUAGCAACACAAGCUCAUGGACAAUAUUCAUAUCAAAAAAAACAAGAAACUCCUCAACAAAAACAUAAUACCACUGGUUGGCAAAUGGGUGGUACAAAUGAAAAAACUCGUACAGGUCAUCUCACAGCAACUUCUCGUGGAUUUGUUAUGGGAGAUAGAAGAAGUCGGGAUAUUACUCCAACACAACAAGAUCAACAUGAAACAAACUGA
Molecule: messenger RNA, 3951 nt
Organism: Entamoeba nuttalli P19
Lineage: Eukaryota; Evosea; Mastigamoebida; Endamoebidae
Exons: 3
Coding region: 1-3951 (1316 amino acids)
Biological process (GO): regulation of small GTPase mediated signal transduction; activation of GTPase activity
Molecular function (GO): GTPase activator activity
Source: RefSeq, a predicted model, not a curated record